Messenger RNA from Ogataea polymorpha, 1824 nucleotides. RefSeq lists its product as uncharacterized. Gene Ontology annotation, molecular function: protein binding. NCBI's taxonomy places the organism in Eukaryota, Fungi, Ascomycota, Pichiomycetes, Pichiales, Pichiaceae. Bases 1 to 1173 code for a protein of 390 amino acids. The record is from RefSeq and is a predicted model, not a curated record. Gene Ontology annotation, biological process: Golgi organization. The transcript has a single exon. Gene Ontology annotation, cellular component: Golgi apparatus.
AUGUUUGGAUUCGCUAAAAAAAUAGUGUCCACUCUGGAGACCCAGGCAACCAAUUAUCUCAGUGCCGGGUCAGACACCAGUACCGAAAAUUCUGUGGGCCUGCGUGUGUUGGCUGUUGACAAAAACUCGCUAGGUGAAAAAUAUGGGUUUGAAUCCUGGUUCGAUUUCAUCAUGGCCAUCAACGGGUACCCAGUGGUGUCCUUUUUGCAGAGCAGCCAGUCGCAUGAUUCCAAUCCGUACGCACGCCAGGAACAAUCCUCUGACUAUACGCGACUGCUAGAGUUCUUGGCGUACGAGGUGAACACGAAUAAGUCCGAUCUCGUGUUGCGUGUGUGGAGCGCAAAAGGAGCAGUGGAAAGGGACGUCACAAUUCCUAAUCAUGAGUUCACGGCGGAUAAAAACGAGCAGCUAGAUGACAUCAGCAUAUCGCCCUCCCCACAGGACGGGAACGUGGUGCAGAACUCGGCAUUCAAACGACUCCAAAUUACGUUGCAACUGACACCCCUGAGCACGGCCGGGUACGUGUGGCACGUGAUGCGCGUGCAUCCGAACUCGCCGGCGUACCACGCGGGGAUCAUGCCGGACGAGUACAUACUCAACUGUGAGGGCGGGCUGCUGGCUACAGGGGGUGAAGAUCUGCUGGGCAGAGUAAUCCAGUCAGUAUACAAUAAAUGGCAGCAGAGCGCUACGUCCGGCGCAACGCCGUGCUCUGUCGUGCUAUACGUUUACAACCACGACUACGACGCCGUGAGGCCGGUGACGGUGUAUCCAAACGAGACGUGGGGCGGCCGCGGGCUUUUGGGAUGCGAUAUCGGAUAUGGCUUGCUCCACAAAAUACCCGAGGUGGUGGGGAAAUACCACAAGGACGACGACGACUCCGAUGUGGAUCUGACCCCCGGGGGUGUGAUGUUCAGUGCACAGCCUGGGGCGCCAGAUGUGCCCGCGCAAUCAGAUAACGUGUUGCAGCCUGCAGUUCGUGCUCCCUCGUUUGCAGACACGCCUGCCGAUCCGGUUGCGAGAAGAAAGAAAGCGUCCAAGUACGUUGCACCAAAAAGCGAUCUUCAGAGCUAUUUCGAGGAGGAAACAGCCAAGUCUAAACUCAUUGAUGGCGAAGGCAAGACCACACACGGAACUGUUCCUGCUCCCCCGAAAAUUACGAAGGGGCAGAGCUAGCGUUGUUUCCUCCAUUCAAGCCACUCGUCGCGCAGCGUUCGGUAGGCAUUUUUGGAGUAGAAUGAGUCUUUCAUGAAUAGAAAUUGGCAUAUUUGCAAGUCGAGCGCCCUAUUGACCACUCCAAGAUCCCGUAGCAGCGCUACAACCAGAAAGCACAAGCUCCCGAGAACCUGGCCCAGAAGCGUGCCCACCCAUAUCUGAGCAAGGUCAUGGUACUCAAAGUAGAGUCUCGAGUAGCACACAAGGACCUGAGCUGCGACAAGAAGCACAGACAGCCCUAUUUUCGUUGACCUUUCCACCGGGGUUGGCCACUGCAGGAACAUCCGCAGCGACAUGUACGUGACGAAGAAUGCCAUGAACUGUGCGUGCGAUGAUGGCAUCCCAUAGACGAGCCCGCCUUCUUUCUUGAAGAUUUGCCCUUUCGUCGGUCUCUCCAACUUCACCAGCUUCUUCAGCAUGCAGCUGAUGACAUCGUUGAUCACUUGUCCCAGUGCAAUGAGACAGCAUUCGAUUUCGCGAGUCACAACAAACCAGGAGAAGAGAAACACCAGGAUCAGAAUGGGUAGGAGAGAGAACAGCGCCACCGCAAGGCUGAAAAUGUUCGACUCGUCGUAGAGGAUGUAGGUGUGGUCAAAGGGCACCAGAGGGUUC